GACGGUUCUUCCGAUUAGUUUCCCCACCCAGAUUCACUGUUUAUCAGUGUGUGCCUGAGACGAGUACAAUUCAGUUUGGUGUUUCGAUCAGCCUAACAGCAAUCUCAACUGUUCAUUGCACUUGAAAGCUGUUCCUAUGAGGGUGUGUGUAGUUGUUUUUUUUCUACAUCAGUAACGGUGGAAGUGACAGCCCCUGGAGCAAGGGGGUUGAAUGUUAGCCUCAUUUCCUUAAUAGCUCUCGGGCGAUAAAGACGUAUAAACGAACGCCGCGGAACCGGCUAUAAACUGUCUCAAUUGAAAACUAUCGUAGAAUAAUCUUAUGUAUGUGAGUUGGGAUAGAAAAAACUUUCAGUAUAAGGAAUAGGCAGUGAUUCGAUUUGAAGCUGUGCUGACUUGAAGUAAAUGCAAAAUUAAUGGACUCUGAAGGCUAUUAUUAUCUAAGUGUUGUUGAGAAAACCAUUUCAAAAUGCUGUGUCUACAACCAGCAGAGCUUCGAAAUAGUUCUAACGAUUUGAUUCACCGGUUCAGCUAUGGCUGUCAACUCAAGAACUGGGAGACCAGGUGCGGCAUGCGUCGCCCAUCCCUGGGACAGAAUGAAGACGACCUUAGUCGUCUCACAACCGUAAUCUCCCCAACGACAGUUAGUUUAUCUUCGACACAAACGGAACAUGAAGAAGACGACUGCAGCAGCGAAAAGAGUAUUCACAAAUUCAACAACCAUCCGCAUCAACUGGAGCAGCAGCACAGUAGCACAGGAAACGCUAGCAGUCCCCGUCCUGGUUACGGGUACGGCAGUAACAACGGCAGCAAAAACAGCACUAGCAACGGAACAAUUGGCGCAUCCACAUCCCAGUAUCUGCCUAAUUUGAUUAAUUCAUCCGAGUGGCAAAAUUGCAGAAAACGCAAAGAACGACAAGACAGCACCUCUUCGAUCAGUCAGGAUCGCAAGCUGAUCAGAUCGAACAGUGAAGAGCACCUGCCCAACUGUCAGGAGGUGAUUCGUCGUGUAGCCUCGCAUGAGGACUUUAAGAAACCUUCUCCGUUAAUAGAGAUUAGCGUCGACAAGGAAAACAUUAUCGAGGAAGCUGCUGAAGAACAGCAUCAAUUGGAGGUUCAGCAAACUUUCGAGAAAAAUCUGAAAAACAGCUCGGAAAACCUCAAGAAGUUUUUUAUCGGUAGCGAAUCCGAAGCCUUGCAUAUUAGGGUUGGUGAAUCGCAACUUCUCCAUCAACAUUCUCACAACAACCACAUAAAUCAUCACAAUCAUUCCGCUAAGAACCGACUAUCACCUUGCCGUGAUGUGCUUAAAAACCGCAAGGAUUCCGACAGUGAGUUAGACGGUGAGCACGAACGCCGCCGCCACUGCGAGCGGUUCUCCAAAACGCGACCACCUCCUGGGCGCAAGUCGGUUUCACCCCGAAAUCGUACCAAACAAAUCAAGCAUAUUUCAUCCAGCAAAGACAAAAGCGGAAAUGAACACUUCUAUUCCAAACAUGACUCGCACCAUUCGGUUAAACACGAACGCCGCGCAUACAGCAAGCAACGUGACAAGACAUCGGAACCGUCGAAAAGUCCCGAGCCGGAAAUCUUCGCUGACUACAAUGACAAUACGUUGCUGAAGAAGGGCAGUGCUGAGUCUCCUCGCGAGAAGCAGCUGCCAUGGGACCAUUCCUUCCAGGAUGACACACCGGUUGUCUGUCAGCGUUUUGCGGAACACAACUUCGAGCAUGCCAAUGCUAUGGGAACUUUCGGCGAGGUACGCAGUUUACCCCCAAAUGCCACCAUGAAACAUUACGGUAACUAUCGCAGCACAGAAUUGCAUCAGAACACUCACCAGAAGCCGAUACCGCAGGCCAACAACAUGUUUGAUGAACGAACCAAAACAAUUAACCGCAAAUUGAGUACUCUGAAGAAGAAAUUAACACAGUACGAAGAUCGGUUCGAGCGAGAGAAUGGUUUCCGGCCCGCGCAUGGUGACAAGACCAGCGAUGGCUCCAUGCGGUCAGUGGUCGUCGAGAUACAUAAGCUGCGCAAGGAGAAAAAUCAGAUCAAGGCUGAUUUGGCGGUGUUCAACGCAAAGACAACCAAGGGAACGCUAGGCGACAACUCGUGCCUCAGUGGAUCCGCACCGGGACCAUCCGAGGAUGAGAACAAAUUGGUCAAGAUGCAGGAAACUAUCUCCGAUAUUGAGAAGCGUCUGCAAGAAAAGCGUACCACCGAACAUCGCAGCGAAAAUCUGGAUAAACUCUCCAGUGAUCAGUUAGUCGAGGAAAAGGCAUCGGUUCAACGCGCUCUGCUUUAUCUGGAGUCGAUCUACGGGCGCCCAGCUAGUCGUGAAGAGCGCGAUGCUGCCAGACCCCUGUACGAUCGCUACAGACUCAUUAAACGACUGGUUAACCGUGCGAACUCCAUUAGCGGACCGUGUGGGGCUAACUCUCAGAUGCCAACCAUUUUAGAGCACGAAGCGCUAGCCAUCGUAGGAACGACAACGCCUUCGACCGACAUUUCUCCUCCUUCGGCUACCUCGAUGGUUCAGUCGCCUGCGGACACCUCGGUAGCGUCAACUGCAGCACUAUCGACCGAUGAGUCAGAAACGACAUCCAGCUCGAUUACCGAGAACAUUCAUUCGAUGACCGUCGAGGAGUUGUGGGAGCACUAUGAUGCUGCCCGUGAGGAAAAGAAGGAACUGCGCCGAACAAUUAAGGAGUUCGAACAGAAGUUUGAGGAAACCACCGGCCGGAAGAUGCUUAAAUCGGAUCGGAAGACCAUUGAGGAUACCUAUGCCAUGUACAAGCAAAAGAAGGCAAAACUUCGACUGAUUGAUGCCCUGUUCAAGAAGCAGAUGUCAGUUUAAAAUGAUCUCUCAUUUUCCCGUAUUCACUAACCCCACUCACUCAGAUGCUAAUUCUAUUCCGUCUCCCAAAGUCGUAACAAAUUCUUCCCUACCGCCUUAUGUUGUUUGGUCGAUCUCAACCAUGCCUCUAAUUUCCUUCAAACCAUUUUAUUUAUUUCAUGUUUGCAUCAUACUCGAUAAACUUAUUUUCUACCUACUUUAAAACCCCUUACCUCGCGUCUUCAUUUGUGGAGCAAAAAAAUUAGUUUUUCGAAUAAAAAGCCAAACUUAAAAAUAUGCUGUCGACAAAAAAAGCAAAUGACAUUAAUCAAAUGAUGAAUCUUUGUUCAAAUGUUGCUGAUUGAAUCCAAUGAGAUUUAACAUGUGUACAGACCUAUGGAACAGAUUAUGGAGCUGAAUACUAUUUUAAGGCUUGUUUACUUGUUUUCGGUUUCCACUUCUGGUGUCUAUUUAUCUGUUAUUAAUUGUAUAAUUGUGUAUCUCUAUUGAUUUUUAUUCUAAUUACUAGUGCUGGAUGAUUGCCUCCUCAAGCUGAGAGUUGAAUGAUAAAGCGGUUUUUUGCCGUAGAGUAUGAAAACGGUAUAUAUACAAAAUGAUCAAACAAGCACACAUAACUGCGAGCUGAGAUGAAUAAAAAAAAUCUAUUUGCAAACAAAUUGACUUUUCAGUUUGAUCUAGUGCAACAAUGUAAAGAAUAUUUACAUUUCAAAAUGUGACCUAAGCAAAUACAUUUAAUGUAUGGAACUUUUGAUUUAGCCUUUAAAUAUACAUUCGGGAAAAAAGAAGUGCAAACUUAUAAUCAUUUAACUUUUGGAGCACGAAGUGAAAAUUUUACAGUAUAAUUGUACUACUCAUAAAUAAUCAAUCUAUAGGAAUGAUCAAAACAAGCUACUUAAUGUAAGGCAACUGAUUAUGUUUUCCAAAAAAAACAGCUACCAGCGUGAAGAAGUCAUCUUCGUACUAUACACAUAACGAUAUUCAACGGUAAAACAAAACAAACAGAAAACCCAUACAAUACAAAAGCGGCAUAAUUCAGAAGAAUACAGUACACACAUUAACAAAACUAAACACGAUUUGUAGCUCUUUAAGACUAUAAUUACGACGAUUAUUAUUGCUGAUGAAACUGAGUAAAAGCGAUAUGUUCUCAAAGAACGAUUUAUUAAGCAUUAUGAUUAUUAUAUUAUUGCUAUAAUUAUUAUUGGUAACGUAUUUGGUGCAUAAACUGCACAUUGAUAAUGAGAGGUUAAAUGGAAAAUAGCAAUGCCGGAACAAAAUGUGGAAUGUUCGAAAUGGUAUCGAGUGAAUAUGGACAUACCUAGGUUUAAUUCUUGGUAAAUAUAUAAACAGCAAAGUUAAGCUAUGUGCAAAACUA
Wyeomyia smithii (pitcher-plant mosquito) is the source of this 4226-nucleotide messenger RNA. RefSeq names its product protein FAM13A. NCBI's taxonomy places the organism in Eukaryota, Metazoa, Arthropoda, Insecta, Diptera, Culicidae. The coding region runs from base 467 to 2854 and encodes 795 amino acids. The transcript is spliced from 3 exons. The record is from RefSeq and is a predicted model, not a curated record.